Messenger RNA from Eublepharis macularius, 3967 nucleotides. RefSeq lists its product as uncharacterized. The transcript is spliced from 5 exons. Lineage: Eukaryota; Metazoa; Chordata; Lepidosauria; Squamata; Eublepharidae. The record is from RefSeq and is a predicted model, not a curated record. Bases 52 to 1479 code for a protein of 475 amino acids.
GGCGACCCGAGAAAGAGAGAAGUGCAAGCGAAAGACCAGGGAGGGGAUCGGAUGUGGGGAUCCCACCAGCCUCAGCCUGCAAGGGCAGCACCAAGGGGAUCUGCCCUCCAGCAGAAAGACAGACGAGGCGAUCCCCAACGCUCUUCUUUGCAGGAUUCUCCUAGGAGCCCCGUCUCCUACGAACGCUCCCCCCAAGCUGUGGGUGUGGAUCUUACAGCCGAUCGCAGGGCAGGGGUAGGUCGAAGGGAGCCCCCUAGGCAAAGAUCCAGCGAAACAGCGGGUCCAAGUAGCGAUCGGAGAUCUGCGCCCCAGGGGCAGGAUCCGUGGGCUUCUGCUUCGCCAAAUAGCGGCUCCUACCUACCGGGUUCCGAAAGAUCAGAAACAAACAGGAACCAAGAGUCGGCACUGAAGGGCAGGCAAGUCCCAGGAGCAGCCAAGGACCCCGGUGCACAGGCAGGACACCCGCCGCAGAGAAUGAUUUCCCGGUUAUGGUCCUGGAAUAAAGAUGCCGGAUCCUCCUCGAAGAGCGGCAGCCAAUCUGGAAGCGCCUCUCAUAAGCAUCUGGAGCAGGGCAAAGGAGAGGCCAGAACCUCUUUGAUCCCAGAGACACACAAGGCCCUAACAACAACCAACCAGCUGGAGGCAGAGCUAGAGGCUCUGCGGAACUCCUCACAUCCCCAGUCCUUGGAAUUCCUUCAGGCCCUGGAGAGACCCUUCCAAAUUGUGACUGACUUGCUGGCUGAGAACCAGCGGCUUCAGACGGAGGCCCUCCAAGUACGCUCCUUGCAGGCUGAGGUGAAGCAGCUUCAGCAAAUGCUGCAGAAGCGACAGGUCAGCCAGAGAGUCCCCGAACAUCCCCUGGUUGCUGAGAAUCAAAGGCUUCGGCAGGAACUGCAGGAGCUCAAGGACAGCCAUGGGGUCCUGUUAUCCAACCUGCAGGCAGUGUUAUCCAGCAUGGAAGCCGAGAAUCAGGAGCUUCGGCAAGAGCUUCAAGAGCUUCAGAGGGGCCAGGUACCCAAGAGCGAGACAACAGCAGAUAAAAUGCCGGUUCCACAGAUUAUAGCCUUCCCUGUACAGGUCCGGGUAAGUGGGGAGACACGCGGUUACGAGAAGCAGUUUCUGGGGGACGUUGCUAAGGUCCUGGUUGGCCACAAGGUCUCACUCCAGGUGAAGGAGUAUGAAGAGGACUCGGGGCACCUUCUGGUGUUGUUUUUGCCCAUAGCCCUUCGUGCAGGCACUGAUAUUGACAACGCUCUCAAUGGUUUCAAAAGUAUGCAGAAGAUCCUCUUGGUGGUUCUCCAUUAUAAGGCAAAGGACAAGCCAUUUGUGGCUGACAAGGCGCAAGUUCAGCACCCAGCCCUGGUGGCCACUGUGCAUGCCUGCUACUCCAUUGAAGAUGGAUUCUACCACUGCCAGGCCAAUGAGGACGCUGUGGCUUCUUUGGCAGCAGCCAUUGUGCAGCUCACACGGGAGAGCUGACAGGAGACUGCACAGCUUUUGAGUUUGACCUGCUGCUGUUUGGAAUGUUUGUGCUGUUCAUGUUUGUUUGUAACUUAUUUUGGAGAUCAUCAUAGAAAGGCAGAAUGUCCAUCUUUUUAGCAAGCAAAUAAAUCCUCUGAAAGAGUAGAGGGGGAGGCCCAUUAAAGAGGAAUGGUGUUGAAGAGCUGAAGAGUCUUUUUCAUGCAGUGUAUGCUGGAAAUACUCUAAUUUACCAUCCCAGGAGUCUUUUUACAGAAGCCUGUGUCUUGCUGGGGUGCAGAGGCAGGGCCGGCCUGCCCUUUGAGGCUGAUGAGGCUGCCACCUCAGGGCGCUAAGGCGCUGGAGGGGUGCCAGCCCGGGGGCAGGGACGCACGCCACAGAGCUGCUGCCACCACCGCUGGCCAGGAGCACAUGCUGGUGGCGGCAGCGUGGGGCAGCUGAGCAGGCAGCCUCCCGUUCAGUUGUUCUGCGGGCCAGGCAUGCAGAACAAUUGAAUGGGAGGGCUGGAAGGCCCCCUAUGCACGCACCAGCCCCUGCGUGAUGACGUCACACACAGUCUGGUGCACACACGUGCACAGAGGCAGCAUUAAGUUGCCUCAGGUGCCGGCAAUGCUGGAGCCAGCCCUGUGCAGAGGUCUCCUUUGCUCUGCAUCUGCAUAGAAUAAGCAAACUUCUCAUAUCCUAUAACAACUUCAUGCCUUCAGCUGAGAACUUUUUGCCAAAAUGACACCAGAAUUAGACUCCAAUCCACACUUUCACCAAACUCCUCCUCUUACAAACUCAGGUCACAUGAGAUAGAAGGAGACUCAAAGAGGUAUUCUUAAGGACAUCCAAAGUUACUGUUAAGGAUUCUUUGAAUUCCUCUUUGGUGGUGUCAGCGUGGCCCCAAAUUCCUGAUGAAUAUAAAUUUUGAGGAUAUGAUUUGACCAUGAUCAAUUUCAGAGGAGAAACUGCCCCCCGCACCUAACUUCUUCAGGAUACCAUUGACUGUUCUACAUUCAGCUUAGCUAGUUGAAAGUACCCACUCCAGAAGCAAUUCAUGAUUCAUUCCAUAAUAUGGCCAUCAUUUCCUGAUCUUCCAAAUAGUCAAUCUACACCUUACUAUGUAGAGCUGAAUCUUGAUCAUGUAUCUUGAUCAGGCAUUGUGCAGGGGGUUGGACUAGAUGACCCUAGAGAUCCCUUCUGUGCCCAAUGAUUGUAUGUAUCCUGGAACAAGAAUCCAAAGGAACUAGGAAAGGGAAUGAACAGUUAAUACAAUCUAAAUUUCAGUUUUGUGUGUCAACCCUGCCCCAACCUAGAUAGCCCAGGCAAGCCCAAUCUCAUCAGAUCUAAGAAGCUAAGCAGGGUCAGACUUGGUUAGUAAAUGGAUGGGAGACCUCCAAGAAAGGCCAGGGUUGCAGAGGAAGGAACUGGCAAACCACUUUUGUUAGUCUCUUGUCUUGAAAACCCCAACAGGAGUUUGCCAUACAUUAUCAACUAUGACUUGACGGCACUUUCCACCACCACAUCUGCACUUAGCUAGAUAAGAGAUUUGUGUGCAUGUGUGUGCACCAUCAAGUUACAAUCAACUUAUGGCAAACCCAGUAAGGGGCUAUCAAGGCAAGUGAGAAGCAGAGGUGGUUUUCUAGUUCCUUCCUCUAUAGAGUCUUCCGUGGUGGCUGCUGCUCAUCCAAGUACUGCUUAGCUUCUGAGAUCUGAUGAGAUCAGGCUAUGCCUUGCCAUCUUCCCUCCAAAAUAAGGGAUAAAAAGAAGAAAAAAAUAGCGCUUAGAGUAGGACAUCUGGUUAGCCUGCCUCGAACUAUCUUCUAACCCCAUUUUAAAAGGUUUUCUGUGGCUGAUGCAUGUACCCAGUUUCUGCAUCUACAAGGAGCAUCUAGUUUCUGAAUGACUCUCUCUACAGUUUGCAGAAAUGGGCUCUACUAUGGAAUCCACACAGCUCCUUCCCAUAAUCACCUCUUCUUGCUGAGCAGCUGAAAUUCUUCAGUGCCAGGAGCUGCUCCAGACUGAAAGUUAAAAACAGCCCAUGCCUGGAGUGAUAAUUUCACCGGAGGGAAAAAGAUUCACUUUUAUGCUGUCUAAAUUCAAAGACAGGAAGCUGUUUAACUUAGUGUGGGUCAUUAUAUCAGCCAUUACAAAAGCAAAAUAAUCAUCUCAAUAGUAGCCACCAUUUCAUUCAUUUUCUUAUAGGGGUUCUGAAUUGUCCUAAUUAAAGCACACUGAGUUGCCAAAGGUUUUUUUUUUAAUGUUUCAUUGGGUUGGAUCCAACAAUUCCCUUAGGGAGGAAUAUUUCUGUGAUAGGACAGUUGCUCCCUCCAACAGAAACUCUUCUUUAGACGUGUUAAUAGACUAAUCACCUGAUUGGGCAGGAUCAUCUACCUAUACAGAUGCGAGGCUGACAAUUCUGCAAGAUGGAACAACAAGAAGAGCGUCAGGCUUAUGGAAACUAGCUGAGAAAUAUGAAGGCCCUUCAAAAAGUGGGGGUGGGGGU